Anthonomus grandis grandis is the source of this 1543-nucleotide messenger RNA. RefSeq lists its product as uncharacterized. The coding region runs from base 36 to 1475 and encodes 479 amino acids. Lineage: Eukaryota; Metazoa; Arthropoda; Insecta; Coleoptera; Curculionidae. The transcript is spliced from 8 exons. The record is from RefSeq and is a predicted model, not a curated record.
CGAUUUGACCAGUCAGUUAUCAUCAGCGGUCGACGAUGAAUAAGUAUUUGGUGGCUGUAGCUUUCCUGGCUGUUGUAGCGAUAGCUAUAGCACGUCCUGAAGACCUGUACACCUCAAAGUACGACAAUAUCGAUGUCGAUGAGAUUUUGCAUAGCGAGAGACUGUUAAAGAACUAUAUGAAUUGUCUAUUGGACAAAGGCAGGUGUACUCCUGCAGGACAAGAAUUAAAAGAUCAUUUGCCAGACGGUUUGGAGAACGGUUGUAAGAAGUGCACCCCCACCCAACAAAGAGUGGGAAAGAAAGUGCUGAAGUUCCUCAUUGAAGAGAAAAGGGACUAUUACGAUUUGCUGGAAGCCAAAUAUGAUCCCACUGGAAAAUACAGGAAGAAGUAUGAAGAAGAUGCAAAAAAGGAAGGUAUUAAAUUUUGUUUUAAAUGUAAAGUCAUGUUUGACGAUUUUAAAGCAAUAAUUCAGUGCACAGCAUGCAAACAGUAUCUUCAUGGAAAGUGUGGAAAUGUAGAUAUGCGAGGCUUCCACAUGAGGAAGUCAACCUGGAAGUGCGAUGGGUGCGAGGGAUCAAUAGUUGAUGUGCCGAGAAAGCGUAGCAGGGUCAAUGAUUUCAUUGACCAGGACUGUGUUGCUGAAAUCAGUUACACCUUACAGUUUCUGGUGGCAAAGAUGAAGGAACUGGGAGAUAAGGACUGGCAACCUAAGAUCUUGUUUCUCAGUGAAACUCAUGUAUCAGAGGAUAUUGUACCCUCUGAACUUAAUGUUGAGGGGUACAAACUAGAAAAGUGUGCGACAGACAAUAAUAGAACUGGAGGAGUAAUUGCUUUAACAGUUGAAGACAUCGAUAUUGACAUUGAAAGUGUAAGUGUUUGUGUGGAUGGACAGAAAUUAGUUUACGAGGAUCAAAUUAAAUAUCUCGGAGUAAUUUUAGACUCGAACUUAACUUUUCAGGCUCAUGCGGAUUAUAUCAUGAGAAAGUUUGCUAAAAAGUUUCAUAUAAAAGCCGAUGAGUUUGUUUAUCCAAAAGACCCUUACAAGUUUCCUUGUAAAUAUAACCGUUUUGGAGUUAUUGAGAAGUCUUUCUAUGAAAAAACAUACGAAACCAUGAAGUUGUUUCUGGUCAUUGUUAUGGUGCAAAUAGUGUUAUUGGCGGCACAAAAAAACACCUCUGGCUCUGACAAUUUGGAUAUUGACCAAAUUUUGUCCGACAAGAGGGUUGUGGAGAGUUACAUCAAGUGUGUCCUAGAUGAAGGACCUUGUAGUCCCCAAAUAAGAGAGUUAAGAAAGAUUUUUAUCGAAGCCAUUGAGACAAGUUGCGUCAAAUGUACCGAGGCCCAAAAGCGAUUCGUGAAAAAGGGAGCGAAUUUCAUGAAAGCGAAUCAACCUAAAGAGUGGUCCAAGAUUGUUAAGAAGUACAACAUCGAGGGUACGAGAGCUGCUUCUUUUAACGCCUUUUUGAGCUCUUAGUUCGACCUUUUAAUUAAUUGAUUAAUUGUGAUGUUUCAGUUAUUAGCAAUAUACGUUGUGCAACAAUA